GUGUUCAUUCAAGCAUGUCAAUAUCUCUGCCUUCUUUAAAGAAGUUUCACGGAAAAAGUGUUUUAUUUCAAAGAUUGUUUAUAUUUGUAAAAAAUAUAAGUGUCAAAGAUAUGUCUGGAAUCGAUGCGGGUAAAAAGGCGGCUGCCAUAGCCGCUGUCAACAAUCACAUCAAGGAUCAACAGAUUGUGGGUAUCGGUAGUGGAACAACAGUUGUCAGUGCAGUACAGAGAAUAGUGGAACGAGUGAAGGCAGAAAACCUGAAGCUCAUAUGCAUUCCAACAUCAUUCCAGGCAAAGCAGCUAAUAGUUGACAAUAACCUCACUCUUGGAACAUUGGAGCAGUACCCUGAGUUGGAUGUGGCAAUUGACGGGGCAGAUGAGGUUGAUUCAAACCUCGUGUGCAUUAAGGGUGGAGGUGGCUGCUUGACGCAGGAGAAAAUAGUGGCCAGCUGUGCUAAGGAAUUCAUCGUUAUUGCUGAUGAAAGGAAGGAUGUGGCUGCCCUUGGAACAACUUGGAAGAAAGGCGUACCUCUGGAGGUUGUGGAUUUAGCUUACCGACCAGUACAGAUACACAUUGAGCGUCUCUUAGGAGGAUCAGCCAAGCUGCGCCUGGCUACACAGAAAAUGGGUCCAGUAGUGACGGACAAUGGAAACUUCAUCAUAGACUGGGUGUUUGACAGGCCCGGGGACUGGAACCAGAUCAACACCACUCUCAAAAUGAUCCCCGGUGUGGUAGAGACAGGCCUAUUUGUGAACAUGGCAAAGAAAGCCUACUUCGGGAAGGCAGAUGGUUCUGUACAAGUUCGGGAGCCACAAGUUCAGAACAAUGUCUGAUGAUUAUCUUGUCUUGAAAAAACAUAUUUGAAUUAACAGCGAUCUGAUUUGUCCACUGCUUUUCUUGAACUUCAGUACAUUGCCGGUGAUUUAGUGAUUGCUACAGAUUUAGAUUUUGUGUUUUUAUCGUAGUUAUAGUUGAUAUCAUCUCAGAUAAGCAGUGACUGUUAACUUAAUAUUCUAGCUAGUACUAACAAUUGUAUUGGAUAUAUUUCAAUGAAUUUACUCAGAAAUGUGAAGCGAAAGUUAUAUGAAAGAACGUACCUUAAAAAAGUAACAAUAUAUGAGCCGCGUUGCGCGAUUUAGGACAUAUAUUUGCUAUUACAAUGUUUUAAGGUAUUUGAAUGAAAUUAUAUUUCAGGAGGAUAUUCUGAAAAUUUCAUGAUGAUAUCACUUAAAUUGCGUAAAAUACGUGCUUACAAGUAAGACCAUGUAUUGCACAUUUUGAAUACUAAAUUUGACGUCAUUCAAAUGAAGUCGUUACGAAAGCACAUGAUUCAAAUGACGUGCAAAAUUAACGUAUCAAUAUCACAUUUAGCUUAUAAUUUAAAUUCUUUUCUUAUCAUAGAAUCUUCAAUGACCAUAAAUUAAGAUAAAAAUAAUGAAUCAGUUUUGUAUUUUUAAUACAUUUGACAGUUUUAAACACAGACUAUUAAUGCAGACAAAAUAUGUCGGGACGAAAUCCAUGGUUGCUAUGGAAACAUGUGUAAACCAAUGGUCAUAAAUUGUCAAGAAAAUGACGCACCAAAUGACAAACCUUAAAAAGAAAGAAGUUUGGAAGAAAUUGAUUAACAUAGAAAAAUAAUUAUUUUUGGCAUUUUUUAUUAAUGAUUAUUUCAUUUGUAAUUUUAAUGUCCGAAGCCCCAAAAUCGCGCGAUGCGGCUCAUAUGUUAAAUGUUAUCCAAAUUGUUUGUGUGUUUGUAUCAAUGUUUGAUUUGCCAAUAAUAAGGUCAUUUUCUCUGAUAAUCAUGUUUUAAUUGAGAGUUGAUAUGCUAGAGUUCCUCCACUAUUGAAGCAUUGCCAUCCCCAUUGUGUCAGUAUUUGAAAUGCAUUUUUCACAAGAUCUUACCAAAUAAUCCAGAUCUUCAUAGGAAUCAUGUAAUGAUGUUGUCGAUCAUCGUCACACUUUCAUUCUCUUUCUUUUAAAAUAUUUCUUCUCCAAUCUUGACAAAACUAGGCAGCAAUGCUUAUUGGUCUGAAAUCUUGGCUUAUUUUUAUUACCAGCCAGAUUGCCUUUGUCACUCUUAUGGUAUGGCUCCUGAAUUUUCAAGAGGAUUGACCUCCUGAUAUGUGACACAUGUGAGUCGCAAUAUUCUUGUUGGUUAAGCAAAUAAUUUUUGAAACAGAAAAGAUGUACAAUAUUCUUCGCUUAACAAUGGAAUACUAACAAUUGGCGGGAGCUUGGUGACCUACUUUCUGAUACAUAGGUACCAGUAGCGAGUACUCAGGAUCGUUGUGGUUUGUUGCUGCUUUUUUUUUUUUCAAUGAAAGAUAAAAAAUAAUAUAUGUUUGUAUGGAAUUAAAAAAAAUGUCAAAACAACACCAAUUAAAAACAAGUUGCCCUUGUUGUUGCAGGAGUGUUAGUUUAUGAAAAUGGAAAAAAUAGUACAGAUUAGUACAGAUAAGAUCAUGUUAGUUUAACUAUCUCAUACCUCUUCAGCUGUAAAUUUUGUUUGUGGUGCUGUUUGGGACUUUUUAUUAGAGUUUGAUUCUACCUCUUGCAUGAUAGAAUUUCAUUGUUUUCCAAGCUAUUUUACAUUUUAGGUUGUGUUCAUUAUUUGUGUUCAAUAUUUGCUAUUUGCUAGCCUUUGCCUCUUACUAUGUCACUGUGCUUCUGUCUUUUCAAUGAUGCAUGAAAAGUGCAAGACAUAUUGUUUUGUUAAAAUUGUUUUCUUUUCAGAAUAAAAUGAAUUCU
Molecule: messenger RNA, 2748 nt
Organism: Mya arenaria
Lineage: Eukaryota; Metazoa; Mollusca; Bivalvia; Myida; Myidae
Product: ribose-5-phosphate isomerase-like
Exons: 8
Coding region: 15-833 (272 amino acids)
Biological process (GO): pentose-phosphate shunt, non-oxidative branch; D-ribose metabolic process
Cellular component (GO): intracellular membrane-bounded organelle
Molecular function (GO): ribose-5-phosphate isomerase activity
Source: RefSeq, a predicted model, not a curated record